Messenger RNA from Microthlaspi erraticum, 375 nucleotides. The record is from the annotation of a GenBank genome assembly. Lineage: Eukaryota; Viridiplantae; Streptophyta; Magnoliopsida; Brassicales; Brassicaceae.
AUGGCAGAAGCAGGAGUCUUUCACAGUCUCAACAGUAGUAGAGAUGUGCCUUCCCCAGCAGACUUGGCUAUUGAGCGCAACACGACGCUCAAAAGAGGUCAAAGAUCAAGGAAAGCAGCUAAAACUGAUCGGAAUGCCCCUCUUGAUUCCAAUGAGAGGGGAGAAGGAGGAGCCAUCUCCUUGAAUGAAGGAACCCAAGCUACAAGAGGCAGAGGAUCCUCCAGAGGAAGAGGCAGAGGCCGAGGACAAGGAAGGGCAAGGCAAACAAGCUCAUCACUCACACACAUAGAGCCACCCCCUCCGGAAGUCUUCUCUAGACUGGGACCUCAAGGGGACAAAGGGAAAAAGGUGGCCUCAACGGCAGUAUGGAGAUAA